Messenger RNA from Oreochromis niloticus (Nile tilapia), 3912 nucleotides. It is a transcript of the gene sik3, whose product is annotated as SIK family kinase 3. The record is from RefSeq and is a predicted model, not a curated record. Gene Ontology annotation, biological process: microtubule cytoskeleton organization; intracellular signal transduction; protein phosphorylation. NCBI's taxonomy places the organism in Eukaryota, Metazoa, Chordata, Actinopteri, Cichliformes, Cichlidae. Gene Ontology annotation, cellular component: cytoplasm. Gene Ontology annotation, molecular function: tau-protein kinase activity; ATP binding.
GGGGGCGUGCCCGCGAUGCGCGCUGCGCACGGCUGCUUGUUGUUCCCGCAGAGAGGCGAGAAGAUGGCGGCCGUGUCAAGCGGAGGUGCUGCUGGGUCCGCAGCGGCCGGGAUUACGCACUCUGCCCGACCGACCCACGCAGGCAUGGGCUCCCAGAACCGAGCCCAGCCAUCCUCCGGGAUCAGCCACUCCGGUCGUACCAACACAGCCACUGGGUGCAUCACAAAUCCUGGCCACACUUCGGUCCCCAGGCCACCCCCAGCCCGAGUGGGCCACUACGAAAUCGAGCGGACCAUCGGGAAGGGAAAUUUCGCGGUUGUUAAACUGGCCACACACAUCAUUACUAAAGCAAAGGUGGCUAUAAAAAUAGUGGAUAAGACCCAGCUGGACGAGGAGAACCUGAAAAAGAUCUUCAGAGAGGUGCAAAUCAUGAAGUUGCUGAAGCACCCCCACAUCAUCCGCCUCUACCAGGUGAUGGAGACGGAGAGGAUGAUCUAUUUGGUAACAGAGUACGCUAGCGGUGGAGAGAUAUUCGACCACCUGGUGGCUCAUGGGCGUAUGGCAGAAAAAGAUGCCAGGAAGAAGUUCAAGCAGAUUGUGGCAGCGGUUCAUUUCUGUCACUGCCGCAGCAUUGUCCACAGAGACCUGAAGGCAGAGAAUCUGCUACUGGACCACAACCUCAACAUCAAAAUCGCAGAUUUUGGUUUCAGCAACAUGUUUUCUCGAGGCCAGCUAUUGAAGACAUGGUGUGGCAGCCCCCCCUAUGCUGCUCCUGAACUAUUUGAGGGAAAGGAGUAUGACGGACCCAAAGUAGAUAUAUGGAGCUUAGGUGUGGUGUUAUACGUGCUGGUGUGCGGCGCCCUGCCCUUUGAUGGCAGCACUCUACAAAAUUUGCGGGCACGUGUCCUCAGUGGAAAGUUCCGCAUCCCUUUCUUCAUGUCCACAGACUGUGAGUACUUAAUUAGACACAUGUUAGUACUGGAGCCCAGCAGACGGUUGACCAUGGAGCAGAUCUGUAAGAACAAGUGGAUGAGACAGGGGGACCCAGACCCAGAGUUUGACCGGUUGAUAGCGGAGUGUGAGCAGGUGAAGACGGAGAGAGAGAUGGAGCUCAUCAACGAGCAGGUGCUCAUGGCCAUGUGUGAGAUGGGCCUGGACCGAGAGCGCACACUCCAGUCUCUACAAACAGAUGCAUACGAUCACUACAGUGCCAUCUACAGUCUGCUGGCUGACCGCCUCAAGAAACACAAGACCCUGCGUGUUGCUCAACCUACACUGCGCCCCAUUAGCUAUCCUCUGAAUGCUGUACAGCAGACAGACCCACAAGGUAAUCCUGUUAGCAUGACCGUUCCCCAUGUCCAACUCAUCAAUCCAGAGAACCAGAUUGUUGAGCCUGACGGCAGCAUGGCUCUGGACAGCGAUGAAGGGGAGGAGCCAUCUCCUGAGGCCAUGGCUCGCUACCUUUCAAUGAGGCGGCAUACUGUGGGGGUACCAGACCAAAGGACAGAGAUGCAGGAAGAUCUCCAGAAGCUGCCUCCUGGUUUCCCUCGUGGUGCGCUGCCCCAGCCCCCUUUCAUCCCUCUUGCCCCUACUAUGGGUCAAAUGCACACUCUCAUGCCCACACAGAGCCUGCAGCCCACACAGCAGCUGGAAUACAAGGAGCAAUCAUUGUUGCAGCCGCCUACCCUCCAACUGCUCAAUGGCAUGGGGCCUCUGGGUCGAAGAGCUUCCGACGGCGGGGCCAACAUUCAGCUACAUGCUCAGCUCUUGAAAAGGCCCCGAGGGCCCUCGCCACUUGUCACCAGCCCGCAUCCUAUCCCUGCAGUAGCUCCGGUGGAUGAGGAGGGUUCAGACGGAGAGCCAGAUCAAGAGGCAGUACAGAGGUACCUGGCGAACCGCUCCAAGCGGCACACGACGCACACGCUCACGAGCACAUCGCAUGGCGAGCCCUCGGCAGAGUCACAGCGGCCCCAAGGCCCCCGUCAGCGGGUGGGCUGGGUCCCCGACACACACACCCGAUCCAGCUAUAAGGACUGUAACACCCUUCAUCUGCCCAUGGAGCGCUUCUCUCCUGUCAGACGGUUCUCUGACGGGGCUGCCACCAUUCAGGCCUUCAAGGCUCACCUAGAGAACAGCAGCCUCAUUAAGCAACUCAAGCAGGAGUGUGAGCAGCUCCAGAAAAUGUACGCUGUCCAGCAGGAUGAGAAACUCCUGGAGCACACCCAGCAGCAGCAUAUCCUGUACCAGCAAGAGCAACAAAUCCUCCACCAGCAAAUCCAGGGUCUGUCUUUAGGCCAUGGAGAAAGCCAGCCCAGUCACCUAACCCACCAGCUUCAGAGGUUGCGUAUCCAGCCCUCUAGCCCUCCGCCAACACAGCCCAGCAACCACCUCUUCAGACAGCCCAAUCAGAGUUCUCCGCCUGGCUCUGUAGGACUAAUGCAAGGGCACGGUCAAUCAUCAGUGCAGUACCAACAUGGCGCUCCAGCCAUGUACCAGGGCCAGAGUGGCAGCCCGCCUCCCACGGGCCUUCCUCGAGUGUCUCUGCCAACCAAUCCACAAGCAGCAUCUGCCCGCCCCACUGUCCCAUUGGCACAGGGUGUACCUCAACAACAGCAGGUGACCAUUCAGGUGCAGGAGGUGGAGCUGGGAGGUGGGGCACAGAGGCAGAGCAACUUUCUGUCCACGCCAGGCGGACACAGAGUCCUCGGGAAGCAGCUUAGCGCAGACAACGCCGAGUCGCACAGCCGCAGCCUUGGCCGCUUCACAUCGGGCUACGACCAGGCCCAGUUCAAUCCCCACCUCUACUCUGGCGACGCUGCCUCCCGAGGCGCCUCAGGCGUGGUGGGGUCCUACAGCCCCUACCUGCAGGGAGCCUCCCUUAAAGUUCCCGGCCUGGAGGGUUACCAGACCGGGGCGGUGGGGACCAACAACUACGGAGCCCCUUCCACACUACAGCAGGCCCUCCUCUCCCCAACUCCUUUGGACUACCCCCCUCAGCAGCACGUCACUCCCACCCUGCAGGGCCUUCUGUCUCCCCGCCACUCUUUAACAGGCCACGCCGAUCCCAGACUGCCCCCACAGGACCUGGCUGCCCUGCUGAAAAGGCAGAGCCCCCGGCCAUGUCCAGCACCCCCGACACCACCCAGCGGUGCGCCACAAGAGUAUGGAGAUAUGCUGCUUCUCCGCCAGCUAGGCCCAGGAGAAAGCUUGGAACCACAGGUGCCUCAGGGUGCCUCUGGAGGGCAACACUACCACCACCUCCUUCAGAUCAGACCCCCGGAGGUCCAGCAGCAGCAGGCACCGUGUCCCAGCUUACCUCACUCAGAGAGCAUGGAGGAGGACGAGGUACCGGCUAGCUACCAUCACCCACACGAAGGCCUUCUUGCCAAGACAGGAGAAGGACAUGAGCUCCUGGGGCCUCCCCGAGGAGGCACCCCACCCUACACCUCCCCUACACACAGGCAUGGUGGCUACAUAAGAACUGGCACAGGUAACAGAGAGUCUGAGCAUGUGGAGUGCAGGCCUCAAGGACAGGCCAUGGAAGUGCCUGAUCAUAAUGGUGUGGGCUAUUCGCGAGGCCCCCAGGGGGAGGUUUACAGAUCCAGAGGACAGCUGCAGCGCCACCACACCAUCCAGACUUGUGAUGAUGCUUAUGAUCAGGCAGACCCCAUGUCUGGGAUGAGCUUGCUGGCUGGGAAGGCGCUAAGCUCCGCUCGCAUGUCGGACAUUCUCAGCCAGACAUCGCUGACAGGAAGCCAGCAGCUACACCAGCGGGAAGAAUCGGUGUGCGACGUUGAAGGGGAGCUCCAUGCGGCAGCCUGCUAUCCCUCCUCCUGCACCAGUGACAUGCUCCUUAGCUACAAGCCCCCUGACCUGCAGUACAGCAUGGAGCAGGCUGGGGUCUAGCACAGG